AUGAAGCCAUAUCUCAUUUUCCUAUCUUUCUUGGCGAGCCUACCAUUAGUGUAUGGCCUCUACGAUGAUGUGCCAGACUGCGCACUACCCUGCCUAUUCGAACCGCUCGACUACACAGCAUGCCAGUUCAGUAAUUCGACAUGUCUCUGCGAAGACAUGAACUACAAUAUGGCUGUGAUUCAUUGCGUUCGGAUUCAAUGUAGCGUGCAGCAGGCCCUGAUUACGAAGAAUCGAACAUGGCAAGACUGCGGAUUCGCAUAUCACGACGAGGAAGUAUCCAUCGCCUGGGUUCCGUCAUUCCUCUUCGGGAUGGUAACACUAUUUUUCGCCAUGCGGCUGGCGACGAAAUGGAUAGGUUUAGCAACGUGGGGGUUGGACGAUACAACCAUUACCUUUGCAUACGUAAUGAUGAUUGCAUUCUUGGUCGCCACACAUCUUGGAAGGCAAGAGGGAUUCGGAAAAGACAUUUGGACGCUCACGGUGGAUCAGAUUACAAAUUUUAUCAGAGGCUUCUUCGCUUUUGAGAUUGUCUACUCCGUGACCCUUGCCGUCAUCAAAGCGUCGAUACUAUUCCUCUACCUACGCAUCUUCGGAGCACUCACCGAAACUUUCCGCCGAAUCUUGUGGGCGACGCACGCCUUCAAUGUCGUUGUAUGCGUCACAUUUGUCAUUGUCAACUUGAACCAAUGCAAACCUCUCAGCUAUUUUUGGUUUGGAUGGGAUGGCAGACAUCCCGGUUAUUGCAUCGACUUGUCCGCCAUGGCCCUCUCUCAUGCGGCCAUCAACAUCGCCCUCGAUCUCUGGAUGCUGGUUUUGCCAGCCACGCAGAUCUACAAGCUCAACCUGCAGAAGAGGCAAAAAGCCGGUAUUAUGUCCAUGUUUGGCGUUGGUAUUUUCAUCACUAUUGUCAGCUGUGUUCGCCUGCGCAGUGUAGCACAGUUUAACAAAUCAUGGAACCCAACCUACGACUUCUUUGGCCUGGCCCUCUGGUCUCAUAUUGAGCUUUGCGUUGGAACUAUUGUAGCAUGCAUGCCAGCAGCCCGAGCCCUCGUCCGACGACUCUUCCCUGAGCUCCUCUACGUCACCAACAUCUCCACGAAUAGAACUUCCACCAGAGCUUCCGGCAACGUCAAGAUUGUGUCCCAGGACAUUGCAACCAUUGCCACAGAUGACAUCCCCGAGAGUUCGACAACGAACUCUACGAAAAAGGAUUCGCUCGCCACCUUGAUUCCCGACCGAGUCCCGCUGAGGCGACUGACUACGAGCGAUAGCUUGCUUCAGGUUUCUCAUAGUGAUAUUGAUCGCUCGUCGAACGGAGGCUCACAGAAAGGAAGCAAACUAAGUGAUUGGUAA
Colletotrichum acutatum is the source of this 1353-nucleotide messenger RNA. RefSeq names its product CFEM domain-containing protein. Bases 1 to 1353 code for a protein of 450 amino acids. The record is from RefSeq and is a predicted model, not a curated record. The transcript is spliced from 7 exons. Lineage: Eukaryota; Fungi; Ascomycota; Sordariomycetes; Glomerellales; Glomerellaceae.